Molecule: messenger RNA, 3167 nt
Organism: Paraphaeosphaeria sporulosa
Lineage: Eukaryota; Fungi; Ascomycota; Dothideomycetes; Pleosporales; Didymosphaeriaceae
Product: intracellular protein transport protein-like protein
Exons: 4
Coding region: 153-3140 (995 amino acids)
Biological process (GO): intracellular protein transport; vesicle fusion with Golgi apparatus; transcytosis
Cellular component (GO): Golgi membrane; ER to Golgi transport vesicle membrane; endoplasmic reticulum
Source: RefSeq, a predicted model, not a curated record
AGCUGAGGCCAGAACUAGCAUCCGCGUCUUGGAGUCUGCUGCCCAUUGUACAGGAGCAUAUCGCUAAACCCCGCCAGACCACACGCAAGGAGCCCCCACUUGUACAACAACUCAAGCACGCCAUGAUCCGGUAGACGAGGCACACCGCCAACAUGUUCCAGGCGCCGGCCAAACAGACGGCAACCGACACCAUCAGCACCCUCUGCGGCCGCCUCGCGAGCGCAACCCUCCUCGAGGACCGUCGCGCGGCUAUCCUCGGCCUCCGGAGCUUUGCAAAGGAGUAUCCAGCGUCGGUAGCCUCGGGGUCCCUCCGCGAGCUGAUCGCAGCUCUGAACCGAGAUGCAGAGGAUGUGGACACAAUCAAGGUGGUGCUGGAGACGCUGCUGAUGCUCUUCAAUCCGAAUGAGCAAAGUCCAGAAGCUUCGGAAGAGAUUGCGCUCUGGCUGGCCGAUGAGUUCACACAGCGGCAAGAUAACAUAACUAUCCUCCUUGGCCUCAUCGACACCGACGACUUCUACUCGCGCCUAUACUCGCUCCAGCUCAUUCGAGCCAUCUCCGACGCGCGACCCGAACGUACCCAGGAAUGUAUCCUCACUGGAGUUGGCAAGGUGGUGGCCACGCUGGACGACCACCGGGAUGCUGUCCGCACCGAAGGCCUGGUCCUUUUGAACGACCUCUCGCGCACCUCGGAAGAGCUCCAGAAGCUCAUCGUCUUUGAAAAUGCCUUCGACAAGAUCUUCAACCUCAUUCAGGCCGACGGGUCGCUCACACAAGGCACCAUUGUCGUCCAGGACUGCUUGUCGUUGCUUGCGAAUCUUGUGCGGUUCAACACGUCCAACCAAACCGCCUUUCGCGAGAUGGGACAUGUGGCAAGGCUCGCAGCCCUGCUUCCCGGGGCCAAGAAACCCAAGAAGGCGCGGCCUGGUAUGGAAGAAGAGGACGAUUGGGUCAGCCCGCAGGCGGACAAGAACCUCUGGGGACUACUGGCCAUCUUGCGCAUGUUUCUGGUCCGUGGCAGUAUCAGCACGCUUCCCAAUCAGAAUGCGUUUGUGAAGCACGGCAUACUGCAGCAAGUUGUCAACAUGGCGUUUGGUCCUGCUUCGGCAACACCUAUAAAGAUUGAGUCCUUGAACGUUUGCGCGGAUAUGAUUAGAGCCAACGCUCGGUUGCAAGAAGGCUUUGCACAGCUACAAGUACGACCCAUCGUCGAGCCUGUCACUAACGGUGCAACUUCUCCGAACGAACCACCAACCGUGUACAUCAUUGAUGCACUUCUCGAUCUUGCUCUCACCCCAGCUUCAAAUGACAUAUUUGAUGUCCGUUUUGCCGCCUGCGAGUGCAUCAAAGCCUACAUCUUCAACCAUCUCCAGAUCAAAGCCCAUUUUCUGCGCAGAGCCAUCGGUGGCCACCUUGAUGGCGCCGACGAGACCGCGAAUGCCCUCACCACCCUACUCAGUGGGCCGCAAAGCUCGCAAGUGAUCGACCCGUACCGGACAUGGUUCGCUGCGGUUCUCGUCUUCCACCUAAUCUACGAUGACCGUGAAGCCAAAAAUGAACUCAUGCAGGUCGUCGAAGGCGAUGCGGAGAGCGGUGAGGAGGUUGUGACAUGCAUCCAGACCUUGACUGGAAACUUGAUCGCAAGCUUGCAGCUUGGAGAGGACGAGCGGAUACCAAUUGCCUAUUUGAUGCUGUUAGCAGGCUGGCUCUUCGAGGACGCCGCCGCUGUAAACGAUUUUUUGGGCGAAGCAAGCAGCUUGCAGAGCCUGAUCCAAACAAUCCAGAAGCCUGGCCAGGAUCUGACGGUUGUUCGCGGCUUGUGCGCGUCGCUACUUGGCAUCAUCUACGAGUUCUCUACCAAGGACUCGCCAGUGCCAAGACGAGACUUGCAAUCGCUGUUGACUUCGAAGCUGGGUCGGGAAAAGUACCUUAAUGCUAUCGCAGAACUUCGCCAUCAUCCUGAUGUUCGGGACUUCGAAGUCAUCCCACAAGCUUCGGGGGGUGCUCUGCCAAAUGUCUUUUUCGAUGAGACCUUUGUAGACUUCUUGAAGGAUAACUUUAGCCGCCUAUCUCGCGCCAUCGAUAGAGACCCUGUCAAAGAGAUCCUUCAGUCGCAUGACGGCAUCGAUCGCGAUCUCGUUGACUCGCUGCGUGGGCAAAUAGACGAAAAGCAGCACGCUAUCGAACAGCUCCAGGCCGAUAAAUUAACACUGGAACAAAAAGUCAACCAGGAGAACGCAGAGCGUCGAAAGAUCGAGGACAAUGCCCAGCAACAACUCCACAAUAUCAAGCGCAUCAAUGAAGAACUCCAUAGGAAUCACGAAAACGACACGAGGAAAGCAGAACGCGAACACAAACAGGCGUCGCUUGAGCUGGAGAACAAGUACAACUUGCAAAUUGUCGCGCUGAAUAACAAGGUGCAACAGGCUACCAAGGAGACUCAAAUUGCAGUGGCAAAGACAAAGCGGGAAUACGAGGACAAGCUUCGUCAAGAAAACAGAGUUCGUGGCGAGAUUGAGGAGCGGCUGGGAGCAUUAGAGCGCAGCCUCCAGGAAGCAGGUCGCGCACACCAGGAGGCGAUGGAAGCCAACAGUGCGCUUGAGAAGCGGCACCGUGACGAAAUCAGCUCUCUUGAACAAAGGCAUCGGGAUGAAGUGGGCGCCGUCACAUUGGAGAAGGGCACGCUCGAGACCCAGAUACAAGAAAACGAAGCGCAGAUCAAGAAGCUCAAAUCCGAGAAAGACGCCCUCCAAAGCACUUUUGACAAGUCCAUCUCCUCUUCGAAGGACCUCCAGUCCACGGUGGACAAGCUCAAGUCCGAGAUUCAGGAGCUUAAAACCAAAGUCCAAGACCAGACAUGGAAGGUCAAGGAUGCGGAAGAGAAGAUGCGUAAGGCUGAUGCCGCGGUCAAAGAAAAGGAUGAGAAGCUGAAGAAGGCCGAGGCGGCAGCCAAGGAGAAGGAAGAGGCGCGCGCGGCGGCGCAGACGGAGUUGGAUGAUUUGUUUGUGGUGCUUGGGGAUUUGGAGGAGAAGAGGGCGAGGGAUAAGAAGAGGCUUAAGGAGCUUGGGGAGGAGGUGAGUGAGGCGGACGAUGAUGACGACGAUGAAGAAGAUGAAGAAGAUGAAGACGAGGAUGAAGAAUAGGUAUCUGCAUUCUUAUAAUGGAUGGAG